Penicillium oxalicum is the source of this 627-nucleotide messenger RNA. RefSeq lists its product as uncharacterized. The record is from RefSeq and is a predicted model, not a curated record. The coding region runs from base 1 to 627 and encodes 208 amino acids. The transcript is spliced from 2 exons. Lineage: Eukaryota; Fungi; Ascomycota; Eurotiomycetes; Eurotiales; Aspergillaceae.
AUGCACAAUCACAAGCAGAUCAUGGCGAAGGACGAGGGCUUAAGCCUGUUGCAAUUCUGCGACGGUCGCUUCACAGCCAUUGAGACUUCGAUGCUCAACAUGGAAAAUUCGAUGCGCAACAUAGAAGGUGAACUACGAAGUGAACUAUACGACGCAAAAGACGAGAAUUCCCGCCUCGUAGCUGAGAAUAAGUCAUUCGCGCAAUUCCGUUCAGGGUACAUGAAUGUACGAGAACGGAAUUUCUUGAAAUUUCUACAAGAUUGCUGUGUCGGAGAAGACGAUAUUCAUGGGGAAAAGUUGGAGAUCUUGAAUCGAACCAUCGAGCAUGGGGGCGAUGUCGUCUCCGACGCCCGCAUGUUCCGUGAGCGACGGCCCGACCGCGAGAAGUUCCACUUUCGAAGCUUGUACGGGAUGGACCCCGAGGAAGUCGAGGAGCUAGAGCGGAACGGGCUCAAGGCAGUGCUCCGAGUCUUGGACUAUGUUGGCUCUGCCAAGCUCGAAGGCUUGUUUGUGAUGCAGAGCGAGCAGGCGGAGCAACUGGACGAACUUGUGAAGUUGGUACGGGAGGGAAGACGAGCAGAGGCGGAGAUUCUCGCCACAGAAUUCCCUUUCGUUGAAACCUACUAG